AUGGCAGCCUCGCAGCAACCGCUCGGAGUGCCUCUCACGGAUCCUGCCCAGCUCGCAGCCUACGAGUCCUCCCCCGCAGCAAUCUUCCCCUCCUUCACCGCCGACACCGCUUGGUCGCUCGGUCUCGCCCUCCGCGCGCGAAUCCUUUCGCUACCGGACGGCCGACGGAAACCAGCGCUGAUCUCGAUCGCCCUCACGACAGGAUCGCAACAACCUCACGUCGUCUUCCAGAGCGCGACUGAGUCCGGUACCGUCCCCGAUAAUGAGGUCUGGGUGCGGCGGAAGCGCAACACCGUCCUGCGCUGGGGCAUGUCCACCUGGCUCCUACGGCGGAAGAUGUUGAGCGCGACGACAGACGUAGAUCAGGUGGAGGCGGCGUUCGUGAAAAAGUACGCGUUGCCCAGCUCCAACGGUGGCAGUGUGGCCGAUGACUAUGCGAUUCAUGGAGGCGGGUUCCCCAUCCGGGUGCGAGGUGUCGACGGGUUGGUCGGGGUCAUCGUCGUGAGUGGAUUGAAACAGGAGGAUGACCAUCAAGUCAUCGUCGAGGUAGUCAAGGACUUCAUCGAGGGUGGACAAUAG
This is a messenger RNA of Rasamsonia emersonii CBS 393.64, 579 nucleotides long. RefSeq lists its product as uncharacterized. The record is from RefSeq and is a predicted model, not a curated record. Gene Ontology annotation, biological process: post-translational protein targeting to endoplasmic reticulum membrane. Gene Ontology annotation, cellular component: TRC complex. The coding region runs from base 1 to 579 and encodes 192 amino acids. Lineage: Eukaryota; Fungi; Ascomycota; Eurotiomycetes; Eurotiales; Trichocomaceae. The transcript is spliced from 2 exons.